AUGAGCGCGGGGGAGCCGCAAUCGACCGUUUCCACUUUCCUACGGGACCUGCUGGGCGGGAAGGACUACAGCGAUGCGGACGCGACACGACUGCAGAUCCGGCGGCCGUCACGGCUCAAGACACUGUUCAGUACCAUCAUUGGCGUGCUGGAAGAGAGCGAGCAGCUCCGAGCCCUGGAGGCGCUCAUCAGUCUCGUGCGCAGCAGCUGUGGCAAUGUCGAGGCCUGUUCGACUGCCGGUCUGCAGCGCGAGAUCCUGCGCUUCCUGAGUGAGCGCGGUCUCUUUGCCGACCCGAGUCUGCCCCACACGGUGCUCAAGAAACUGCUGCGCGUGUUUCUCUACUUGGCUUACCACUCGGUGAGCAUUGGCGACAUUCAGGCCAUGCUCGCGGUGUUUCGCAGUCAGCGCAUGGUACACGAGGCGCCCGAUGAUCAGUCCGUCAGCUACUACUUGUCGACGCUCGAGAUGAUUGCGCGCGACUCGUUUGGUCCCGCGUCUUUUUUCGACUUGAACGGCGAGUUCUCGGGGUUGUUGAUGCCUGUGCUCCCGGCGUUUCCGAACAAUGGAUACACCUUUUGCGCAUGGAUUAAGUUUGAGCUGCUGCCCGAGGAAGCAGCGCCGCUCUUUACUUUUUGUGGCAAAACAGGAGUUGGCAUCAUGUGCUCCUUCAUGCGCUCGUCGUUGAUGGUCACGAGUUUUGACAAGCGAAAGAACGACGGACACGUUGAGGUGCCGGAUCUCGUCACGCCGGGGAGGUGGCACUUUUUGUGUAUCACGCACACGCAUCGCCAGUUUCGUGGAUCGCGACUUGACGUUUAUCUAAACUCUGAACUGCGUCAGAGUGUGCGCUUGGCAUACCCGAACACAGCACUCAUGGCCCCUGUCGUCAAGGCAUAUUUAGCUAUGCGCGAAAGCAAUGGAUCCAACUCUCUACGUAUCCUGCUCGGACCCACGGCACUCUUUGGACAAGCUUUACCGGCAAGCAUCAUCAACAAUAUCAGCAGCGUCGACGAGUACGAUGCGCUAGUUUUCCAGUUCAAUUCUUACAUCUCGUCAUCAUCCACGUCAUCGAGUGGUGGUGUUAACGGACCCACGGGGACAUCCGGAGGAACCAAUGGUACAGGAAGCUCGACGGAUGGAUUGCUGCUCGCCUAUGAUGCCCGGCACUGCGAUCGACUAAAAGGGAUGUGCUAUGAUUCGAGCGGCAAUGACUUCCACGCGGCUGCGGCCAGUGCAGGAGUUCGACUACGGCACGCAGGAACGUUUAAGCAAGCGGUGGCACAACUCGGAGGUCCGCUUGUCUGUCUUCCGCUACUUGUGACAUCUACAACUGCGCCUGUGUCGACAGCAAAUGCUACAGCAACCAACCAAAACGAAGACGGCACAUCAGAGUCAUGUCUUGUUGCAAUCAACAGUCUGUCAGGACUGAGUGUGGCUUUGACGACCCAAUUCGACGAAGAUUCAGGUUUUCUCAGACAAAUGAGCGAUUUGCUUGCACGUCCAAUGGGGGUACACAGCAUUCCAAAGGUUGUACUGCUGAUCGCAGAAAUCAUGCGCCAUUCACUGGUUAACAAGUUUAUCUUCCGGCGCAGCCAAGGCGUGCGUCUUAUGGCACUGCUAAUGCGCUCGUUGCCACCGCAGUACUUGACGUCCGAUCUUCUGGUUGCGAUUGAGCGAUUGCGUAGCGCGGUGAUCUCGGAUCGUAUUCUGGCGGACGAGAUAUAUAAAUUUCUGCUGUUCAACUUUCGGAUAUGGGUGAAUGCACCGGUGGAUCUUCAAGACAUCUUGUUUGACAAACUGGAAAUUAUGACGCGUAAGGACAACAAGAACUUGUCUCCAGCUUCUACGCGUCACUUCGUGCGUUGUCUAUCGUGGAUUUACUGGAAGGUUCCUACUGCAACGACCCUUCGACGCUCUCGUCAGUUUUCGUCGAAGGAGAUUGUUCUAUUACGGAAGCGUGUGCUGGCAAUGAUCCAAAUCGUGUUAUGUGAGUCCUCACCGAUAAAGAAUGUCGGUUCGGUGAUGCCGUUUCCUGGGAAAGGAAAGGAAGCAAAGUCUCAGCUAUCAUACGACAGCACGCGGUGCCUCAUAUUCUGCAUGAUUGGGAAGCCUAGCAAUCCCAUGAUCCCGGGAAUAAACAUUGAUGGAACCCAGAUCGUUCAUGAGAGCAGCUUGUCGAAUGGGACAUCAUCAUCAGCAACCGUCUCGUCGUCGUCAGGCUCCAAGGCCGCGCCGGAGAGUGACCUCGACGGGGGCGGACCAAUCAUCGAGAACGUACCCGAAACGGAUUUGCCCGACUUGCUGCACCUGCUGAUUGAGCUAUCGGUACAGUCCACAGCUCCAGCAGGAAUGCUGGACCUCUUUGGCCGCUUGGGAGGUCUCCGUAUUUGGCUACCUCUGUUGGAAUUUUCGAACGAUGUGAUCCGUGUCAUGACUCUGCGUUUGCUACGAACGUAUCUGUUUCUAAAGUGCGAGUGUACUCAGGAUCGCGAGGCGUCUAAUAAGACGGACAGGAUACAGCUUUCCGUCGGAGAUGCGUAUCUGAUCAUGCAUUCACUCAAACCUGACGAAAGACCUGUGUCGAUGGGCGUUUACUCAGAAAUCUUGCUCAUGAUUUUGGGUAUCCAAGUGACAGAAAAGAAUAUGAAAGCGCUAGAUGAAACAACGGCAGCAUACGAUGCACUCAUCGACGAAAAUGUGCUAGCUACCGCAACAAUUUGGCACAACAAUAUGAUGCCUGCGUUUCUAGGUCUGUUACGCGCCAGCACUGUCACAAUCCGCAUGGUUGCUAUCCGCCAUCUGAAGAUCAUAUUCGCGUCGUCCACUUUCGCCAGCGCGGUCAACCGCAAUGUUCUGAUCUUCGGAAGUAUAUCGAACAUGGGCGGCACAGCAACUGAGUCGUCAACGACGGAACAAGUCCCCAUCAUCGAGGCCAUCCUCAGUCUCCGUGGAGAUCCGCAGCUCCAACAGGAGUCUUCACCAUCGCCACCAUCAUCCUUGUUUGGUAUAGAGCUACGCGGGUGCUCCGGUGUCACAAUGAGUCGACUCCGAGACAUGGUGCUGAACGUACAUGAACCGGAUGAGGUCCGCGUAAACGCGUUGUACUCGAUUAUUACCCAGGACGAUGUCGACUUCGUGCGUGGUCUAUUGGCUCUGCACGGGGAUGGGGAUCGCAAGAAGCAGGGCAUAAGCGCCAGCUGUUUCAACCACAUGUCAAGUCGCAUGAAACUGGCACUUGUGGAACUGAUGGCUGUGUUCCAGCCCAGUGGAUGUGUUGACUUUAUCACUCAUAUGUCAUACGACGUUAUCUCAUCCAUGAUCUGCUUGGAAGUAAAAACGAAUGAAAUGGCGUGGUUCUUACUACAGGACCCGUUUACUGCUCUAUCGCGCUUUAUUGCGUCGACAGAGGAGUUGGAGAUGGUCGUUGUGUCAUUGCUUAAGACCACUUUGGACAAAAUGAACGAAAUGCUUUCGGCCGAGAUGAAUCUGCGCAUAAACCACGGCACUCCAUCGCGUGAAUCGAUUCUGUGGCGGAAUGCUGAGAGUUUGGCAUCUCUAGCAGCUGCUGUAGUGCUGCACUACGACCCCGAUACUCUGGGCGACGUUGAUCCUAGUGCGUGUGCGAGUACAUGCAGUGAAGAUACGAUUCAUUCUCUGGUGUUCUGGAAAUGCGAGCGAGCCAUUUGGCACGAGGCUGAGCUUGUGGACUCGAUUUUGGGCAUCUGGCAGCAUUUUGCAUCGCAUUUCCACACCGAGUCCGAUGCCAGCUUCGCCCGGCGAUCGAGCAACGCCCAAAGCCGCCGUGGCAGCACAGUGUCGCGCUCGGCAGAGAGCGGCUUGCAAAGUCCUCCAUCAUUGGGCUCGUCUGCGCGUUCCAAUGGCAGCGCGAAUAUGCUCGGGUUCGGAUUCAACCUGCUACCUACAGGUGGUCCUAGUACACCGGUAUCCAAUUCUUCACCGGUACCGUCGUCAAGCGCGAGUACCAUUUCCGCUCGUCCUCACCCCGGUGGCCCAAUGCGCCAGAUCUUGCAGCUCUUGCUGCGGUGCUUGUACCUUGUUCUCAUAUCCGACGACUAUGAAACAUCGGCUUCCAACGAUGGCGGUGACAAUGACGAGCUCUCAUCUGUAAAGCUGCGGCUUCCAGCCAACUCGGUGUUUUUCGCACGCAUCAACAAACUGGAAUAUUUCAUCAAUGCAAUGGGCUUAGGCCACGAGACCGCGCAAUUUGAAUCGAGCUUCGCGCCUUCUCGCUCAGGCUCGAACGGCAUGACAACAACGGCUGGAUUAGUCACAGCAUCUCUAUGCGUAAAGUCUGUCCCUGGAGACGAAACGACGCUGCUCUUGUGGCUGAUUCCUGAGCUCUCUCUGCUGAUCGAUCGCGUUCGACAGAAGAGCUGGUCCGAGUCGGCAGUCAAGUUAGCAAGCAUUCUCGCGUCUUUGGUGUCCGUGCCUCUGCGAUCGUCGGAUCAGCUUACCGACUUGCUUGCCCGGAGCGACUUUGUCGCAAACAACCAAGAAGUCCGUCGUCGUGACUGCUUUUACCACGAACAGAUGGCACACGCACGUGACAUUCGUGCUUUGCGUCGGGUCGGUAUGUUCGACGAAGAAGCGAAUGAAAAGAACCGGGCUAAGACUGAGCUGGAGCGAAUCAGCAAAUUCACUCGCUCAGCACCUUCUCUAGGCGGGCCUUCUAACGACAGCGAGGAUCACGUUUGGUUGGAACGCGUAAAGGCCAAAGAUAUUGACGACUGGAUGAAGCUUCGCGUAUUGGCGAAGUGGGGCGUUCGUCACGUCUGGGGUGUGAAAGAAGAGGCCGCUGUGAACUCUGUUGGUGACAGUACCAUCAUCGGGCUUUGGGGUGACAAUGAGUUUUGGCGUGUUGAUAUCUACACGUCCAGCAAUUGGAUCCGUUGUCGUUUGCUUCCAGAUACAGACGACACUGUUUCUUAUCAUUGCAAUGCGAAUUUGUCUACGUUGAGUCUAAAGCAAGAAAUGGUGAGCAAUAUGCCUGAUGAACUGGUGAUGCCGGUGGUGGAUUCCAUCGUCGUAGACGGUGCGACUCUUGUUGCAUCAGGCGAUUUGAUGGACCAGGCAUUCGAAGAGGAAGAGGAGGAUGACGAGACUCGCACCGAUAGCAGUGGUGGAGAUGGGUCUGAACCUGCGGAAAAUGAAGACCCGGGGUAUGUCGGAUUAGCGCGGCGCCUCAGUGACGUGGGGUACCUGGAUGACGACAAUAGUACACCACAGCAAGAUACUAGUAAAAGGGAUAGGGACAGAGCGCUCUCGAUGCUGCGCGACCGCAUGAACAGUAGCGGCAGCGUCGGAGAUAUUGCACGCUCAUCGCUGCACUUGGAGAUUGUGGGUCUCAAUUCAGACCAUGUGUCAACUGCACCGCUAGCACCGCCACCACCAGACGGUUACGACGGUGCCACAAGAGUUAUGGCGAACAUGUCCAGGGAACGUCGUGCUGUCUCUGUAGAUGUAGCAACCACUGUCAAGUCAGCGAAGGGCCGCAUUGGUACGAUAUCGACGCGCUUUUCCACCGGCAUUAAACGUUUGGCAGGUACGCGUGGCUCGGCCACUUCGUCAGGACCGACGGGUCUGGAGAAUUCAGGUUUGACCAGAAGCAUCUCGAGUAUAUCAGAUGACGGCGGUGGCACGCAAGAUUCGCAGGAUUUAGCAUCCCCAGAUACGACUGAAGGGGAAGCAACGGCUUCACCAAGCAAAGAAAACACGAAACCUCCCAGCCCGAAAGAACCAAGUUUGUCGGCCCCCACGUCUUCAUCGCGAGUGAUCAAGAAGUUUCCGAGUAAACACGAUCACUGGAAAACGUUGGGUGCGCCGUACCGUACCAAGGCGUAUCUCGUCCUGCCGUCGGGCGUUUUAGUGCACGGUGCCCUACGGAUAGGUGCAGCGACGAUUGUCUUUGAGGGCGAGCGUGUGGUAACACUGCGCGGCAUUGCUGACGCGUUCAAGUCAAAUGAGGAUGGGGGUGUUGCUGCUCGGCAGCGCAGCGCGCAAGUACUUCACGAGACCUACAUUUCGCAAUUGAAGCGUCGUGUGUGGGGCGUUCGCGUCAUUCGUGUGAUUCACCGACGGCGUUUCCUUAUGGAGGGUCAGAAUGGUCUUGAAAUCUACUUCGUGGACGGCAGUUCAUGCUUCUUCGGUCUAGAGAGCUUUGGCGAAGCUGAUCUCGUAUAUGCCGUUUUACGAGAGCGCAAACCUCCGUGCCUUGCAAAGUGGGGCAAGAGGUUGUUGACAGCUGAGAGGAUGUUUUCCAAGAGCAAGUGGACGGACAUGUGGGUUCGACGCGAGAUCAGCAACUUCGAAUAUUUGAUGGCACUGAACGUAUCGGCGGGUCGUUCGUACAAUGAUGCUUCGCAGUACCCUGUCUUUCCGUGGGUGAUCAACGACUAUGAGUCUGCUGAGCUUCGUUUGGACGACGAAGACGUGUAUCGGGACUUGCGUCGACCGAUUGGUGCGCAAACGCCUGAGGCUAUUCAGCGUGCGCGAGCAACUUAUGAGAGCUGGGAUCCGAAGAUGCCUAUUCCAGCGUAUCACUACGCAAACGCGUACUCGCACUUGCAGUCUGUGUUAUACUUCUUGAUCCGGCUUGCGCCUUUUACGGGAGCCGUUUUGGGUAGUGAGGAGCAGCGGUUCUACCACAAGUCUGCUGGCGAGCCUACAUUUGAUUCAAUGCGUGAUGCGUUUCAGAUGUGCACGAGUGACGACCGUCACAUGUUUGAGCUGACGCCGGAGUUUUUCUACUUACCUGAGUUAUUUUCAAGUGCCCGGAACAAAACGCUUGCACGUCACUUCAGUCCGGGACAGAAUGUGAGUGCGACGGCGUGCCUGGCACGUGAAGUGGCACUACCUCCAUGGGCUGCAUCGCCAUACGAAUUUGUGCGGCUUCACCGUUUAGCCCUUGAGAGCGACUUUGUGUCUAGCAACCUCCACCACUGGAUUGAUCUUAUUUUUGGGUACAAACAGACUGGCUCACCUGCCAUCGACAGCUUGAACUCAUACCACAUCGCCUGCUAUCCGGAGCGCUUGGAUCUUUGCAGCUCGAGCGACGGUGUGCGAGCAAAACUCGUUCAGCGCGGAACUGUGCCAAUACAGCUUUUCCGUAAGCCACACCCGGUAAGAAUGACCCAGGAUAAGUCAUUGGAGGCACGAUACCCAGCUUCGCACAGCAUGGCUGUGCUCUCAUCGCGUCGGCAGGUCCGCCGCUACGAUCUUCCGUCAAAGCACACCGCGGCUGUAAAGAGCGUCCGCUUUUCGAAUGCUCUGAAUAAUGCAGCGGCACUCACUGCGCUCACUGGAUCCGGCCCCGGACUCGGUAGUGGCACUGGCAUGGGAGCCCACAGCACUGGCAGCAAUGACCAUGGGGUCGUUGUGUACACAACGGAUAGCGAUGGCGUUGUGUUGGCAAAACGUUACUUGAACGCGGUCCCCGAUACCGCCCGCUCUUGUCCAUUCUCAAUGGUGGAUGUGGACCAAUGGUGGAAGCUUCCUGCGGGUUGCCUUGUAAACGAAGGAGUGGUGUUCUAUGAGCAAAUGAUAAGCUGUGGUUACUGGGAUGGCAGCUGGCGCAUUCACUGGGCAGCUGACGGCGAGCUUUUGCAACGGAUCGCUUUCCACAAAAAGCCCAUUCUGUGCAUGGCUCGAAGCGAAGACGAUUUUACGGGUGACCUAGCACUGGCUUUUGGUAGCGAAGAUUGCACUGUUUCGGUGUGGGCUCUGUCAAAACUCUCGGCGUCUCGCUCUCGACGCCUUUUUGUCAAGAAGGAGCUACCCGUUGGUGGCUUGCCUUGGGUGUCACUGGUGGGUCAUACGAGCCCAGUCGUGGCCGUGGCGCUCAAUGUCGAUCUGGAUGUAGUGGUCAGCGCCUCGAAGGACAACGUGCUUUUGCUGCAUUCGCUGCGCGGGUCCACACCCCUUCACGCUUUGGCGCUCACACCGGGACCGAUGGAGACGUCUGUUGUUGCUCACAUGGUCAUUUCGGCACAGGGCGAUACGCUGGUUCACUCGAUCACGACUCACAAGACCCAGUGGAGUGGACGCUACUCUCGCGCAAGCUCGAUCUUCUCUGACGAUAAGGCUAGGCUUACGGUCGGCGAAGGAAAUGGUAAUAGCAGCAUGGUGGCUGGCGGUUUGUCCAGCAGCGGGUAUGUUGCUACGAACGACCAGCUGCAGCCGCGCGACGGCUCUGACAACCAGUCGGAGCUUUACAUGGUGUCCAUCAACGGUCACGUGAUUUCUCACGACAAGCUCGUCACAAGUGUUGACGAUGGAGAAACCGCUGAAGAUGAGAGGCCUCUGAUACCCCACUUGCUGCUAGAUCGCGGUGUGCUAUUCACUCGUUCAGGCGAAUACCUAAUCACGGCGUGUGCUGGUGCGGAAGCAGCAAUCGAAGUGCGUGACGCUGGUAUGCCUCGAUCUGUGGUCCGACGAAUCGAUUGCAAGCGCUCAGGAGCGGACCUGACAAGUGUGAGCGUGGGACAAGAUGAGCGCUGCAUUGUGUGCGGCUAUGCGGAUGGAGCUGUGGUCGCCUAUGCCCUACAUUUCGGUGUUGCGGAUGGCUGCAAGAGUCUCGUAGGGCUCGACAAGCAAGCACGGGAACGCGAGCGUGCUGCCCUUGCACAGGCUACUAAGCGCGAUUUGCUGCGGAGCAAAAGACGGGAGGAGUUUCUGCCUGCCUUUUUGCGCGGCAAUGGCGGCAGUGAAGGCACCGCUCUUUGGUCACGGCAUGGAAAGUCCGGGAUGCCGAAAGAGCCGUACGUAACACACAUGCAGGAGCAGUUUGUGCUGCUCAAGCAAAACUGCGUGAGUGGUGAUGGAAAGUACGAGGAACUGCUUCGUGACCUCUGGACGGCAAUUUACUCGCAGUCACCAUUUGAAAGCGAGUGCAAGGCUUCUGCUCCUGAGCAAAGUCAUUCUGCUGUGGAACACAAUCUGUUGGAUAUGAGCGACGACGACCAUGCAGCUGGUGAUGCUGUUGCUGCUGACACAGCCACCGAACUGCAAUUUGAACGAGUUGGAGAAUCGUGGAGCCGAUUGGGCUUUCAGCGUCCGGACCCGACGACAGAUUUCCGUGCCGGUGGCAUGCUGAGUUUGAAUUGUUUGGUGUACUUUGCAUCACAUUAUACUGCCCACGCUGUGCGCAUGGUGACGAGCCAGGUACCUGGGUCGCACGAUCACACCUACCCGUGGGGUCCUGCAGGUAUCAAUGUGACGUGUAUGGUGGCGCGUCUUUUCUGGAAGUUCAAUGGUGAGCUCGUCCGCGAACAGCAAAGCAACUGGCCACUGUUCCACGACAACGAGGCCUUCCAUCUGCUCUUUUCCGAAGUGUUUGUGCUUUUUGACUACCUCUGGAACGAGAUGAACGCCGAUUACGGCAACUUUUCCAUGGUGAUCCAAACGACAAGCGAUCGGGUCAUGGACGUUCUCGAAGAGGCUGAUGGUGACAUCGAUGCGGUGCUGACGGGGUUGCGCUCGCAGAGCGUGCCUGCAACGGCAGGAAAACAAAGACGAGCAUCUUCGCGCUCGAUGGAGGACUUUCUAACAAGCAUCAACACAAACAUCAGCGACGCUUCAGCUGCUGUCAAUGAAGGGCUUACGUUGUCAGAGGGCGCGGGCGUCCCGCCAUCGUCAUCUCCAAGCAAGUUGCCACGGUCCUCAGGGUCAUUCAGCGAUCAGGUCUCGCAGUCUGUCAAUCGAACGAGUCUGGGCGCUGUUGGCUCGCCAACUUCAUCUGCUGCAACGGUCGAGACUGGUCCUGUUCCAGGCGGCGGCGACAGCAGUGGACCGAAGCCCGCACCGGUUGCCACGGAUGAAGCCUUGGUCCCCGACGUGACCGACCCUUUUGCUGGCAACGAUAUUUGUGGAUUCGAAGAGAAGCCGCCACCGGUGUCGAGCGACGACCCCUUUGCGUGCUUAACGUAA
This is a messenger RNA of Hyaloperonospora brassicae, 9945 nucleotides long. The record is from the annotation of a GenBank genome assembly. NCBI's taxonomy places the organism in Eukaryota, Oomycota, Peronosporomycetes, Peronosporales, Peronosporaceae.